Messenger RNA from Geosmithia morbida, 540 nucleotides. RefSeq lists its product as uncharacterized. NCBI's taxonomy places the organism in Eukaryota, Fungi, Ascomycota, Sordariomycetes, Hypocreales, Bionectriaceae. The record is from RefSeq and is a predicted model, not a curated record. Bases 1 to 540 code for a protein of 179 amino acids. The transcript has 2 exons.
AUGAAGUUCUCUCCUCUUGUUAUUGCCGGCCUCAUCGCCCUGGUCCAGGCCGACGUCAUCGACGACGUCCAGUCCGCAGGCGACGACAUCAAGUCAGCAGGUUCCGACGCAAGCGACAGCGUCAAGUCGGCCGGCAGCGCCAUCGGCGACGCCUGGGACUCCAUCACCUCCGUCCCCGGCAACAUCGGCAGCGAGGUCGCCGGCGUCUUCUCCACCUUCACCGGCGACUACGCGAGCAAGUACUCCGACAUUGCCGCCUCGGUCACGAGCAAGUACGACUCGUACAUCGCCAAGGCGAGCUCCUACGCCGCCACCGCCACCGGCAGCGCUGCCGAGUCCGCCUCGUCCGCCCUCGCCGCCGCCGAGAGCUCGCGCGACGCGGCCAUCAGCUCUGCCAGCGCCGCCGCCGCCUCUGCCUCGAGCAGCGUCAACGGCGACGACAACAACAACGACGACGGUGACAGUGCCGGUGUCGUGCCUGCCGUUAGCGUCGCUCUGCUGGGUCUGGCUGGUGGCCUGGCCAUGUUUGCCAACCUGUAA